AUGAUGAGUGGGGAAUAUGGUGAUUUUAAUAACACAAAUAAUAAAGAAUUAUCAUUAUUAGAUAAAUUAAAGAAAGCAUGGAUAAAUGAGAAAUAUGCACCAAAUUUAUUAAAUUAUGAAGAUGUUAUUAUUAAAGAAGUUAUGGAGAAAAUUGAAGAAAAGGAAUCAUUAUGUGCAAGUGCUAUAUCUAAUAUAAAUCUUCAAUUUACUGCUAAUAUAUAUGAAAUGGAAAUAGAAAGAUUAAAAUAUAUUAUAAAAUGUUAUUUAGUUCAAAGAAUAAAGAAAAUUGAUAAAUUCUAUUCUUCAAUUUUAUUAGAAAUUGAAAAUGAUGAAUACGAUAGUUAUAAAUUAUUAUCAGAAUUUGAAAUUAAUUAUUGUCAAAAGUAUAAAGCAUUAAUGGAUGGAUAUUUUAAAAAUACAUUAUUAAAUUCAAUUCCAAAAGAUUUUCAAAAAAUGGAUUCAAAUAGUAUAAAUAGACCAUUUUUAAAUACAUUUGUAUUUUGUAAACCAAGAGAAGAUUUAGGUGACUUUUUAGUAGACGACGAAACAAUUGAUUUUAAAAAAACUUCAAUUUACUUUUUAAAAUAUUUACCAAUCAAAUCAUUAGUGGAGGGUGGUAAAAUGGAUUUAAUUUAA
This is a messenger RNA of Dictyostelium discoideum AX4, 636 nucleotides long. RefSeq names its product GINS complex subunit 4 (gene gins4). The record is from RefSeq and is a predicted model, not a curated record. Gene Ontology annotation, cellular component: nucleus. The transcript is spliced from 3 exons. The coding region runs from base 1 to 636 and encodes 211 amino acids. Gene Ontology annotation, biological process: DNA-templated DNA replication. NCBI's taxonomy places the organism in Eukaryota, Evosea, Eumycetozoa, Dictyosteliales, Dictyosteliaceae.